CAGUUACUUCACCACGGUGCUAACUACCUAGCGCUGCACCAACCAACCAGUAGUCAAUUAAGCAGCGCUUGACCAUGGCGCCCAAGCAGCUCCCCGCUGUCCUCCUCGCCGCCUGCGCCACCGUCCUGGCCCUCGCCGCGCCAUUGCUCGCCGGCGACCCCGACAUGCUCCAGGACUUCUGCGUCGCCGACUACAAAUCCCUCGACGGCCCAUUGCGGUUGAACGGGUUCCCGUGCAAGAGGCCGGAGAACGUGACGGCGGACGACUUCUUCUCCUCCGCGCUGGCACUCCCGGGCAACACCGGCAACCCCGUCGGGUCUGCGGUCACGGCGGCGAACGUGGAGAAGCUCCCGGGGCUCAACACGCUGGGCGUCUCCAUGUCCCGCGUGGACUACGCGCCCUGGGGCGUGAACCCGCCGCACACCCACCCACGUGCCACCGAGAUCAUCUACGUGCUUGAGGGCUCCCUCGACGUCGGCUUCGUCACCACUGCCGGCAAGCUCUUCGCCCGCACCGUCUGCAAGGGCGAGCUCUUCGUCUUUCCCCGCGGCCUCGUCCACUACCAGAAGAACAACGGCGGCGCGCCGGCCAUGGCGAUCUCGGCAUUCAACAGUCAGCUUCCGGGCACGCAGUCCCUCGCCGUGGCGAUGUUCGGUGCCUCACCACCGGUGCCCACCGACGUGCUGGCCAGGGCGCUCCAGAUCGACGGCGGCCUGGUGGAGACCAUCAAGUCCAAGUUCCCGCCAAAGUAACUAGCCUUGCAUUUGCAUGCAUGAGGUUGGUUGGGUCUGUUCUACGUGCGUACGUGCUGCUAAUAAUGACGACGACCAAGUGCAGUUUCAAUUCAUUUGCUUGACAGUAUCUUUUGUACCAUACUCUGAUCGAUUCCUUUGUGUCGGUGCAUGUUUAGUGAAGGGUGUCGCCUGUUUUACUGUUAAUUGUUGCUUUUUGUUCACGAAUGAGCUACCGGUGAUUAAUUUGUAUGUGUCCAUUAUUGCUGAAAAUGAAUGUGCCUUAUUGCUUUAA
This is a messenger RNA of Triticum aestivum (bread wheat), 1026 nucleotides long. RefSeq names its product germin-like protein 1-3. Gene Ontology annotation, molecular function: manganese ion binding. Bases 75 to 752 code for a protein of 225 amino acids. The transcript is spliced from 2 exons. The record is from RefSeq and is a predicted model, not a curated record. Lineage: Eukaryota; Viridiplantae; Streptophyta; Magnoliopsida; Poales; Poaceae.